CUCUGGACGUACAACGAGCAACGUAGCGGAUCUACGCGAGAGAGGGGAGCGGUGAGGCUGUCUCCCCCUAAACAUGCGUCUUUUCCCCAGGGUGGACGUGCCCAAAGUGACCCGGGAUGGAGCUCUUCCUGCCGCCUAAACCUUCGCUGUAGUUCGGCUGCAGAGAGACACCCGGGGCUUUAAGACAAACAGAGGUAUCUGCCCUCUUUAUUUAUUCAGGAGAGAAGAUGGCGGAGUUCUCUCCCGUCCUGCCGAUGCGGGAUGGAGGAGGAGGUCGACUUGCCCAGCCCAUCUUCCCGCGGUCCAGGUCGGGUUCCGAGUCCGAAAGCGAACUGUCCCAGAGCCUGGCCCGGACCAAGAUCCGUUCGUACGGAAGCACAGCCAGCGUCACUGCAUCCCUGGGGGAGAAAUACAUAGAGCAUCGGGUUACAGACAGCGAUACUCUGCAGGGGAUUGCUCUCAAAUACGGUGUGACGAUGGAGCAAAUCAAACGAGCCAACAAGCUGUUCAGCAACGACUGCAUCUUCUUGAGGAACAGCCUCAACAUCCCCGUGGUGUCGGAGAAGCGCUCCAUUUUUAACGGACUGUCUCUGGAGUCUCCUGACGGGGACGGGGAGACGGCAAACCAGGACGCGCACGUACCCCAUGUUAUGACGCAGGACAUCGAGGGACCCUCGCCCCCCUCAUCGCCGCCUCCCGAGAACUCCAACGCCCCCCAGCCUCAGCCUCAGCCCGAGGAGCUGUCAGCCAAAGACUUCUUGCACAGACUGGACUUGCAAAUCAAACAGUCAAAGCAGGCUGCACAGAGACUGAAGGAAGAGGAAGUAAGGAACAACGAGGAGGAUGACACGGCCCCCAAAACGUCAUACCAUGAGCUUUAAGGGAAGCAGUCCGUUCAUGCGACCAUAAACACAACCUCAUCCGUUUCAGUUCAUCUUGCUGAACAAGUGUCAUGUUUGCCUUCUUAUUUAUUAGACGGUAAUUAUUUGUUUUAUUAUUUCUUUUUCUUUCUUCUUCCUCUUUUCUUUUUUACCGUUUCAUCUGCUUCCUGAGCGUAUUCACGCGAAGCUGCUGUACAGAGCACACCAGCCGCAUUCGUCCUCACAGGGAGACAUGACGCGCUGAGAUUAGGCACCAUAAAAGCCCCCGAUGUUUUUUAAAAAAAAUAAAAUAAAAUGUUCUCAGAAGAAACCAAUCAUUGGAAAGCUAAAGCUUUUCUCAUCAGUGUUUUCUCCCUGCGUGAGCAAAAUCCUGCUAAAGUGAGGUGAUGGAUGGACUCAAGCCUUUGAACACAUUUGCCUCAUCAAAGUCUUUGUUUGUGUCGGAAAAAGAGAGUUCUAUUUUUGAAGUGUGAAUGCAUUAUUUAUGUGUGUGGACAACAUGUCUGUAACAGCUGUUUUAUUGUGCUUUUAAACUUCUUUGGUUGUAUUUGCGGAAAUAAAUAAAUAUGUAUUUAAGCCAUA
Messenger RNA from Xiphophorus hellerii (green swordtail), 1463 nucleotides. RefSeq names its product LysM, putative peptidoglycan-binding, domain containing 2 (gene lysmd2). NCBI's taxonomy places the organism in Eukaryota, Metazoa, Chordata, Actinopteri, Cyprinodontiformes, Poeciliidae. Bases 228 to 881 code for a protein of 217 amino acids. The record is from RefSeq and is a predicted model, not a curated record. The transcript has 3 exons.